Symbiodinium sp. CCMP2456 is the source of this 795-nucleotide messenger RNA. NCBI's taxonomy places the organism in Eukaryota, Dinophyceae, Suessiales, Symbiodiniaceae. The record is from the annotation of a GenBank genome assembly.
AUGUCGAAAGUCUGUGUCUGCGACCUUGUUGGACGCUCCUUGCAGCUGGAGCUUCCAGGAACAGAGACCGGGAGAGGCAUCAAAGAUGCCGUGGCCAAGACCUGGCAACUGGAUCCUGUCAGCUUUCGCCUGCUCUGCAAGGGCGAGCGGAUGGAUGAAGAGAGAACUGUGGAGAGCUUCCUUCAGCUCCUUCCUCCUGGCGAAGAGACGCUGGAGCUGCAGCUUCUGAAGUUCGACCCUCUCCUGGACCUUGGCAUCUUUGAGAAGAGCCUGCACAAAGGCAUCGAUCUUAAAGAUCCCGUCUCCAGGCUCAAGAAGACGUCGGGGGCGCCGGACUCCAACAACGUCUUCCUGCGCCACAAAAUCCUGGAGCCCUGCUUUUGCGAGUUUGAGGUGAUCCGGAGCCGAGAUGAGAUCUCCUUCGGCGUGACGUACGACAGAAGUUCCAUGGAGAAGGUCUCGGGCUUCGGGAAUCUCAGCACCAAGAGUACCUGGAUCUUCUCCAAGAAGCAGACCAUGCCCGUCUUUUUGUUCGGCGGGCAGAAGCUGAGUCCUUCCGGCGAGGGCCUGGCGGGCCACCCUGGUGUCCAGGAGGGCGACCUUGUGGCGGUCUACUGCGAUCCAGAGAGUCGCCUCUGCGAGUUCUACUGCAACAGCAAGUUCGUGGGAUCCACCGAGUCUCUGGAAUGCCCCUUGCCGGAGAGCCAGGGAAGUCCCCUGUUCAUGUACUGCAUGGUGGAUCAAGUUGAGGAUGAGGUCAAAAUCAAGCGAUUUGGCCCUGGCAGGCCCUACUAG